Molecule: messenger RNA, 1502 nt
Organism: Thunnus maccoyii (southern bluefin tuna)
Lineage: Eukaryota; Metazoa; Chordata; Actinopteri; Scombriformes; Scombridae
Gene: vstm2lb
Product: V-set and transmembrane domain containing 2 like
Exons: 4
Coding region: 10-654 (214 amino acids)
Source: RefSeq, a predicted model, not a curated record
GCUGAAGCAAUGGGAGCCUUUGGAGUGAUAAUAGGGAUUUUACAGUACGCGGGACUUUACAUUCAACUUAACGCAGCUCUCAACGUCGGACACAGUGAGGUGGACAAUCACAUCUCUGGAAAUGCUCUCUUUACAGAGGUGCCGCACGACAUCACGACGCACAGUGGUGAGGAUAUAGAGAUGGCUUGCUCCUUCCGCGGGGCGGGCUCUCCCUCCUACUCUCUGGAGAUCCAGUGGUGGUACAUCAAGGACCACAGAGACUGGCAAGAGAAGCCUGCACAGAUCACUAAUAAUGUUGUGCCCCUGGAGAAGACGUCCAAAGAUGCCACUAAAAUUAGUGUGGUGAAAGUGGCCGGCAGCAACAUCUCCCACAAGCUCCGCCUGUCCAGCGUCAAGCCGUCAGACGAGGGCACGUACGAGUGUCGUGUCAUUGACUUCAGCGGCACAGUGGCGCAGCACCACCGUGUUCGGGCCUACCUCCAGGUAGAGCCUGAGCGGAGACAGGGGUCGGAUGACGUUCAGCUGCAGGAACCAAGGCACCGGUCGCAGGGGAACACAGUCCACCCACACCCUCACCACCAGACAGAGGGCAGGGAACUGAAGAGGAGAUCAGCUGACAGCACCACUGACUGCAAUGAGAGCUGUGUGCUUUAGAGUGUCAUCAACACAUACACACACACGUCACCACAGGGUUGAGGCGUCAGUCGUUAAAUGGACCCUUUGUGUUUUCUUUGUCUUAUCUUUAAUAUUGUUGUUUGGAUGCCAAUGUUGUUGAAUGCCAAUAAAGGGCAGCAUUUUUUUGACAGUACAUAUGUUCUUUUUGUUGCUUUGUUAUUUGUGUCUGUGCUUUUUCCUAUUGCAUUCAGUUGAUGUUUAAGUGACAGUAAGGCUGUAAAAACAAAGGAAAAACUUUUAUGUUGUCUGAGCAGGACUCCUUCAUUGGCCAAGCAUCCAGAACAUUUCCUUACAGAUAAAUUUCUCUGACACAGAACAGACCCUGUCCUUUGGAAAUGGCUCAUUUCUACUCUUCUACUAAGCACAUGCCAAAAGCUGCAGUAUUUCAAUAUAAAUGCUCUCUAAAGAAUAAAGAAUAAAAUAUGCAUCUUUCAUUUAUCAAUUUUUUUUAAUUAUUUAUGCAAUCUUUGUUUUAACACUUUGAAGGGAAACUCUGUAUUUAGCGUUCUAAAUCACAACUAGAAUAUUUGUCAAAAUACAAAUGUAUGCCUUCAUCACGUCAAGAUGAUACUGUAUGUAAAUUAUUGUCUAUAUUCAAUCCUGGCACUGUAAACUUUUACUGUUAUGACUGAAUUAAAGUUUAUUCUGUGCUACGUAACCAAAUGACUCAAGAAGCACAGCUCGUAUGUUAAUCACUCAUUCUCUCAGCUGCAAUAUAAAUAUAACUUUUUGUUUGUCAUUGCUGCAUCACAUUCUCCUCCUGACUGUGUUUGUUUGAAGUGCUGCUGUUUGAUAUCUGUUCUGUUAAAUACAUUCAUUUGAAAUGA